Molecule: messenger RNA, 2246 nt
Organism: Arabidopsis arenosa
Lineage: Eukaryota; Viridiplantae; Streptophyta; Magnoliopsida; Brassicales; Brassicaceae
Source: the annotation of a GenBank genome assembly
GCGAAUUCUCUCUGCUUCUUCUUCUUCUUCUUCCAUCUUACGCCAAACCUCGAGUCUGCGAAUCAUUCGAUUCUCAGAUUCGCAUCUUUUCCACGAAUUGCCGGAUCAAAACAUUGUUUCCGUGUACAAGAAGCAACCUAACGAUUUGGGGCAGAGAUCUCUAGGUUAUUGAGAUUUGUUUCCACAAAUGGAGAACGAGAGGGUUGAGAGAGAACAGAACCAAUUUCAAGAAGACGAGUUUAUCGAUUCGAGAAAACCACCGCCAUGGAGAAAACAGAUCACGGUUCGAGCCAUCGUCGCGAGUUUAUUGAUAGGGAUUGUCUACAGUGUGAUCUGUCUGAAGCUGAAUCUAACGACAGGACUCGUACCGAAUCUAAACAUCUCAUCAGCUCUCUUGGCUUUUGUCUUUCUCAAAUCUUGGACCAAAGUUCUUCAAAAAGCCGGAAUCACCACGACGCCUUUCACACGUCAAGAGAACACUAUUGCUCAAACUUGUGCUGUUGCUUGCUACAGCAUCUCUCUUGCAGGUGGAUUUGCAUCGUAUUUGUUGGGUUUAAAUAGAAGAACUUACGAGAUUACGGGAGUGAACACUGAAGGAAACAAUCCUCGUGGUAUAAAAGAGCCUGGUGUUGGAUGGAUGACAUCAUUCCUCUUUGUUACUAGCUUCAUUGGACUAGUUGUUUUGGUACCUCUUCGAAAGGUGAUGAUUAUAGACUACAAGCUAACGUAUCCGAGUGGAACAGCAACAGCUGUUCUUAUAAAUGGAUUUCAUACUAGCAAAGGAAAUAAGACAGCCAAGAAACAGAUCCGCGGGUUUAUAAAAUCGUUUGGUUUGAGUUUCUUUUGGGCAUUCUUUGGAUGGUUUUAUUCAGGUGGUGAAAAAUGCGGAUUCUCUCAGUUCCCUACAUUUGGGUUACAAGCUUUGGAAAAAUCAUUCUACUUUGACUUCAGUAUGACAUAUGUUGGAGCUGGGAUGAUUUGUUCGCAUUUGGUGAAUCUAUCGUUGCUUUUCGGUGCCGUCCUCUCGUGGGGAAUCAUGUGGCCUCUCAUAGCCCGGCUUAAAGGCGAAUGGUUCCCUGCAACAUUACGAGAUAAUAGCAUGCAGGGCUUAAAUGGCUACAAGGUAUUUAUAUGCAUUGCAUUGAUCUUAGGAGAUGGACUUUAUAACUUCCUCAAGAUACUCUUCUUCACUGGAAGAAGCUUCCACUCAAGACUCUCCAAAACCAACAGCAUCAGCACAUUGGUAGAAGCUCCAGAAGAUAGCACAAAAGAAUCCGAUAACCUGAAACGAGAGAAUGAAGUUUUUGUUCGAGAGAGUAUCCCGCUAUGGAUGGCUUGUGUAGGAUACUUAUUCUUCUCCCUUGUCUCCAUCAUUGCCAUCCCUCUGAUGUUCCCUCAACUAAAAUGGUACUUCGUCCUCGUAGCUUACCUCCUUGCCCCGUCUCUCAGCUUCUGUAACGCUUAUGGAGCCGGCUUAACGGAUAUGAACAUGGCUUACAACUACGGUAAAGCAGCGCUCUUUGUGAUGGCGGCACUGGCAGGAAAAAACGAUGGAGUGGUGGCUGGCAUGGUUGCUUGUGGUCUCAUCAAAUCAAUUGUAUCUGUCUCGGCUGACCUGAUGCAUGAUUUCAAGACGGGACAUCUAACGCAAACCUCGCCCCGCUCAAUGCUUGUUGCACAAGCCAUCGGGACAGCUAUAGGCUGCGUGGUCGCACCACUCACCUUCUUCCUCUUCUACAAGGCGUUUGAUGUUGGAAACCAAAAUGGUGAAUACAAGGCUCCUUAUGCUAUGAUUUACAGAAACAUGGCCAUUAUCGGUGUUCAAGGUCUCUCGGCUCUUCCCCAGCAUUGCCUGGAGCUUUGCUACGGAUUCUUUGCCUUUGCGGUUGUUGCCAACCUGGCAAGAGACCUCUUACCAGAGAGGCCGGGGAAGUGGAUCCCACUCCCGAUGGCAAUGGCUGUACCGUUCCUGGUGGGUGGGUCGUUCGCAAUCGAUAUGUGUAUUGGGAGCUUAGUGGUAUACGUUUGGAAGAAGGUGAACCGUAAGAAGGCAGAUGUGAUGGUUCCGGCUGUUGCAUCAGGUUUGAUAUGUGGAGAUGGUCUCUGGAUUCUGCCUUCUUCUUUGCUGGCUCUGGCUAAGGUUAGACCUCCUAUCUGUAUGAACUUCACUGCGGCUCAUUAAGGCGGAGAGAUUUUUCAGACAAAACCCGAACUCAUUGCCGGAGAAAUGAAUGUAUACUAGAUGU